CACGUGAACAUCCGGGUACUCAGUCUGCGUAAUUCUACCUAAAACCUGCGGAUUAGCAGCUGUAAAAUUAAACUUUCAUCCCUUUUUUUAAAGGUUUUCUACCCAGCAGUGAAUUUCUCCACAAGUCGAAGCGAAAAUGUAACCGAAAUCCUCGAGUUUGAGAGAUGUAAAACGGAAAUAGAGGUCGAAUAAGCAGACAUAAUAAUAAAAGCACGUUUCGGAAACGUGACGGGAGACACCAUUAUACAACGGCUGACCAAUCGGAGCACCGCGUUCCUUCGUGCGUGUUCGUGAGGGCGGAGAUGUUGACGGGGACAUCUUGCGUGGUCGUGUUGUCAGCGUGGUCAAACAUGCCGUUUUUACCGUUUGACUGAGUUCUGUUUAAGCUGGUGAAUAUUAAUCGUAGAGACAGUAGUAGCGCUGUUUGGUUGAGUUUUAUUAGCAGUCUCGUGUCCCAGGAUGUAAAAUAAACCCCUUUCGCGUCGCUGCUGCUUGAAAUUUUGCGUUGUUGCUCGUUUUUUGGGGGGUAAACGUUUUCACUUCAUCGCUGCCUUGACCAGAUUUCACAGAACUUCAAAUGGAGCUCGGACAAACCUUCGACACCGCCUGAAAAGAGCUGAGCUGCGUGACUUUCUGUUUGACAACCCCGGAGACUGUUGUUGUUGUUUUGGAGAGGGGGGGAUCCCGCCUUCUUUUUGCCAUUUUACACAUUAAGAACAGACGACGACAUCAUGGUGGUCAACACCAUCCACUGGUUCAGGAAGGGACUACGGCUGCACGACAACCCAGCCCUGAGGGACUCCAUCCGGGGAGCAGACACCCUGCGCUGCGUCUACAUCCUGGACCCCUGGUUCGCAGGCUCCUCCAGUGUGGGCAUCAACAGAUGGAGGUUUUUGCUGCAGUGUUUAGAGGAUCUGGAUGCAAGUCUGCGCAAACUCAACUCCCGUUUGUUUGUCAUCAGAGGCCAGCCGACAGAUGUCUUCCCUCGUCUUUUUAAGGAGUGGCAGAUUACACGUUUAUCUUAUGAAUAUGACUCUGAGCCAUUUGGUAAGGAGCGUGACGCUGCCAUCCAAAAACUUGCCAGUGAGGCGGGUGUAGAGGUGAUGGUUCGGAUUUCACACACACUCUAUGACCUGGAAAAGAUUAUAGAAUUCAACGGAGGUCAGUCCCCCCUCACGUACAAGCGUUUCCAGGCACUUAUCAACCGAAUGGAUGCUGUGGAGCCCCCAGCAGAGACAAUCACAUCUGAAAUCAUUAAAAACUGCAUCACUCCCAUCCAAAAUAACCAUGACGACAAGUUUGGAGUUCCUUCCUUGAAAGAGCUUGGUUUUGAGACAGACGGACUCAUCACAGCAGCGUGGCCAGGUGGAGAAACAGAAGCUCUCGUGAGACUGGAGCGACAUCUGGAGAGGAAGGCAUGGGUGGCAAACUUUGAGCGUCCACGUAUGAACGCCAACUCCCUGCUGGCCAGUCCGACGGGCCUCAGCCCUUAUUUACGCUUUGGAUGUCUCUCCUGCCGUCUCUUCUACUUCAGACUUACCGAUCUUUAUAGCAAGGUCAAGAAGAACGGCUCCCCGCCACUGUCUCUGUACGGCCAGCUGUUGUGGAGGGAAUUCUUCUAUACAACAGCCACCAACAAUUCCUGCUUUGACAAGAUGGAGGGGAACCCUGUGUGUGUCCAGAUCCCCUGGGACCGAAACCCCGAGGCGCUGGCCAAGUGGGCGGAGGGCCUGACGGGUUACCCAUGGAUCGAUGCCAUUAUGACCCAGCUGAGGCAGGAGGGCUGGAUCCAUCAUUUGGCUCGGCACGCUGUGGCUUGUUUUCUCACCAGGGGAGACCUCUGGAUCAGCUGGGAAGAAGGCAUGAAGGUUUUUGAAGAGUUGUUGCUGGAUGCAGACUGGAGUGUAAAUGCUGGCAGCUGGAUGUGGCUCUCCUGCAGUUCAUUCUUCCAGCAGUUUUUUCACUGCUACUGCCCUGUGGGCUUUGGCCGACGCACAGACCCCAGUGGAGACUACAUACGGCGUUAUUUACCUGCACUGAGGGCUUUUCCUGCCAAAUACAUUUAUGAUCCUUGGAACGCCCCCCAGGAAGUGCAGAAGGCGUCCAAGUGUAUCAUAGGAACCCACUACCCUAAACCCAUGGUGAACCACGCUGAGGUCAGCCGCAUCAACGUCGAGAGGAUGAAGCAGAUUUACCAGCAGCUUUCCUGCCACAGAGGACUGGGCCUGCUUGCAACAGUACCAGUAAAUGUCAGCAGCAGUGUGAGCGUCAGUAAAGUUGGAGAAGGCACCACAGGUCCAGGUCAAAGAGGAUCCUCUGAAGACUUCUCCAUGAAGGAGGGGACAUCUCAAACAGAAAGAAGGCGGUCCACUCAAAAGCGUCAUCACGAAGACACCGUACCUGAAAGCGGCUUUAAAUUCUGGAAGCAAAGUGAAUAGAGAGGUCAAAGGAGAAUACCAAGGGUCCCUCGGUGGGUUUGUGUUGUGACCAGAGUCUUCUGCGAACAACCUUCAACCUGGGAAACCAUGUGGGACAAGAUGAGUUGGUUCUACACAGUACUUUUGACUUUUCUGUCAAGUUGUUGGGGCUAAAAGAGCAAAACCUCAACUUGAUAGUUUUAUGGGUUUAAUACAAAGGAAAAGAGGUGGGGGUAAGUUUUGUCUCUGAGACAUAAUGAUCACAUCAGGUGUAAAGUUAAGCAUGCAUCAUGAAUUGAUAGUUUGGUGUAAUGAUGAUGGUGAGUCUGUAUGACAAUCAGCAGGCUGCAAGGUUC
Molecule: messenger RNA, 2773 nt
Organism: Nematolebias whitei (Rio pearlfish)
Lineage: Eukaryota; Metazoa; Chordata; Actinopteri; Cyprinodontiformes; Rivulidae
Gene: cry1b
Product: cryptochrome circadian regulator 1b
Exons: 11
Coding region: 732-2438 (568 amino acids)
Biological process (GO): entrainment of circadian clock by photoperiod; negative regulation of DNA-templated transcription; circadian regulation of gene expression
Cellular component (GO): nucleus; cytoplasm
Molecular function (GO): DNA binding; FAD binding
Source: RefSeq, a predicted model, not a curated record